AUGUCCAGGGCCCUCCUCGUAGCCUCAGCCAUUGCUGCUGUCGCUCAUGCGCAAACCCUCGAGACCUCUAGCGCUUCGUCGGUCGCUGCCACGUCUACUGCCUCUCAGGUGAUGCCUCCAGUUGCCACGCAGGCAUUCAACCCGGCUGGAAUCAACACAACCGUAUCAUUCAACUGGUGCCAUGCGCAGCUAAACACUUGCCCGUUGAUUUGCGGAGGAAGUGCUUCUCUCAAUCAAUGCGACGAUGUCGCCUUCACCUACAGCUGUGUUUGUGCCAACGGAACCGUCCCCGAUAGCACUGCUUUCAUACAGACGCUCCCCUUCUUCAUCUGUCAAGAGACCUACAUCCAGUGCAUCAACAACAACCCCAACGAUGCUCAAGCUCAAUCUGUCUGUAAGGACAACGAGCAGUGCGGUACUCGUAAUGCGACUGCCGAAUAUCUUGCUGAGCAGGCCGCUGCCUCCUCAGCCGCUGCCUCUACCACAGCUGCCGCCUCCUCUGCAGCCCCUUCAUCCACCCCUUCGACCUCUGAAAACAGUUCUGCCACUGCCACCAGUUCCUCUGCUGGCGCUAGUGGCUCCGAUAACGCCGCCGCCGGUAUGGCUCAUGUCACUACUGGGGCUUUCGCUGCGGUGCUCCUGGCCGCCUUCAAGCUUCUCGUCUAG
Molecule: messenger RNA, 666 nt
Organism: Exophiala spinifera
Lineage: Eukaryota; Fungi; Ascomycota; Eurotiomycetes; Chaetothyriales; Herpotrichiellaceae
Exons: 3
Coding region: 1-666 (221 amino acids)
Source: RefSeq, a predicted model, not a curated record